Messenger RNA from Engraulis encrasicolus (European anchovy), 8107 nucleotides. It is a transcript of the gene swt1, whose product is annotated as SWT1 RNA endoribonuclease homolog. Bases 180 to 3719 code for a protein of 1179 amino acids. The transcript has 19 exons. Gene Ontology annotation, cellular component: nucleus. The record is from RefSeq and is a predicted model, not a curated record. Lineage: Eukaryota; Metazoa; Chordata; Actinopteri; Clupeiformes; Engraulidae.
CUCACUUGUCGCUGUCACUCGCUCUCACACACACUUUCCGACCAGGUGACCCUUAGACGAUCCCGAGGUGGGGGGACAGGGCGGCGUUUGCAGGAGCAGAGGAGGCCGUUUCGGACGGGGGACAGACAGAAAGCCGGCUAGUUCCAGAGGUGUUUGAUCCCUUGGGGUGGACCGGGAAGAUGUCAAAGUCAAAGAGGAAGAAGCACAAGAAAUCAAAACAGAGGACACCCUCACCAGAGAGCGAGCAAGAUAAGGCGGGAAAUAAGCAGACAAAAGCGGCAUCUGAGAAGAAGAAGGAGGAGCCAAAAAAGGAGGAAUGCCACAAGAAUCAUCAAAGCCCAGGAAAGAAGCGUAAAGGAGAGGAGAGAGACAGGACCUUUCCACAGCCACAAAGGUUAUCCAGCACCAUAGUAUGCAGCCCAGACACAAACCGUGUGCUGAAGAAGCCUGUGUACCGUUUAUCCACCCCUUCAGCUGAGAAAAAGGGCAGCAGAAAAGUAAAAGGGGAAGAGGACACAGAACAACAGCACAGGACAAAUGAGGAGAAAGUGGCUGGAAAGAAACGCCAGGCAUCAAACACCUCUGCCACAGAAGCCUCGGCUAAAGACAGUAAGAGCACCCCUGUCAGCGCUGAAAGGAGCCGCUCACGCCGGCAGUCCCACAGCACCCCAUCUUCAGCGGCCAGAAAAGACGGGGUGCCCCCAUCCCUAGAGCGGAACUCUGGAUCUUCAAUCAAAGCUGAACGCAGCAGCACCCCAUCUUCAACGGCCAAGAAAGAUGGGGCACCCACUUCCCAAAAGCGAAGCGCUGCUGGUUCUGAGAUCAAGGCCAGCCCCAGCACUUCCAGUCCAUCAUCGAGCACUGUGAAAAACACCUCGUUGGAUCUGCAGGAGGAGCGUAAGAAGCUGGUGAGGAGGAGGUCCGAGGGGGAGGAUUACGAGCCUGCUGCUAAGACCUCCAGGAGCAGGCCGGUCAGUCCUUCACAGCCAGAGGAGCUACAGGAGGCAAGGAAGGCACUAGUGGAGAAGAAGAGGAGGAGGUCUGUGGAGCAGGAGGUGAAGGCAGGUGUCCUAUCAGCUGAGAAGGAGAAAGGGGAGAAUGGGGGCAUGGCACAGGAGGAUGGGGAGAGGAGGAGAACUAGUGGCAACCUCAGUUCUGCUUCAUCCAAACUCACUGGCUCUGCUAGACCAGGCUUCACUGCUUCUGCACCUCAAAGGGCUUUAGGGGCGACUGCCCCUGUAAGUACGACAACAAUGGAUGCUGCCCCCAAACCGCAGCCGAUGGUCAACUUCAGGAUCCCCAAGAAGAAACCUACUGCUGUUUUGCCUCAGGCAGACAUCUGGAAAGAGGCUGACCAGAGCCCAGCCGAUCCUACCACCUCCACCACUCCUCUUAAGCCGCUCCGUAAACCAUCAACAACACCUACAACACACCAACAUCUGUCAACAUCAGAGGUUCUGUCUACUGGACCUCAUGAAUCCACCUCCACAACGGUACCAAAGCAGGACACUCCUGCCUCCUCAAAACUUCUCUCUACCUCAGGAGCAGGUCAACCUGCUUCCUCACCUAAAGGGCUCUUUAUACCAAGAACUGUUAAGCCUCUGAAGCCUGCAACGCCUCCCACAGGCAAACCUCCAGAGCAGCACCAGAAGGACGUUGGUAAGCCAAAGGCGAGCCGUUGGGAUGUUUGUGAUCCAAAAACAUUCCGAUCAGAUGUUCGUAAGCCACAGGAGUCGCAGGCGGAUGUUUGUAGGCCACAGAAGUUACAAUCGGAUGUUCAUGAUGGACAAAAGUUCCAUUCGGGUGUUUGUGAGCCGCAGAACUUCCAAACUGAGGCCGAGUCGUCUGUGACACCUGUGCGUGUCCCUGAGCAGUCGCUGGUGAUGCCGCCCAACACAGCCAUCCAACCCUUCGUCUGGAACACACAGGCAGCAGCAUCGUCAUCUUCCAUUAUUUUACCAGAGAAUAAUCAUAAUAUGGGAGACGGUGAUCAAGAGAUGCAGCUGCUGGAGGAGUUGCAUCAGGCCAGGUGUGAGCAUCGUCUGCAGGUGAACGUGGUUGAGAGCUAUGGUGAGCUCACCGCCAUGGACAUAGACCCGCCAGAGGAGGGCGCCACAUCCUCACCUGUCCUUAGUAAAGACCUGGCGCAGCAAGAGUUGAUCAUCGUGCUGGACACCAACAUCCUGUUGAGUCACCUGGACGUGGUGAAGAGGAUCCGCUCCCAUGGCCUCGGGGCGCUGGGCUUCCCCGUGCUCCUCAUCCCCUGGGUAGUUCUGCAGGAGCUGGACUCCAUAAAGAAUGGCAAGCUGAACAGCUCGGUGGGGCGCCGGGCCACUCCGGCCGUGCACUACAUCUACACCUGCCUCAAGAACCAGGAGCAGCAACUCUGGGGACAGUCCAUGCAGCAGGCCUCACAGGCACUCUGUGGGCUACAGGUUGAGAAUAAUGAUGACCGUGUGUUGCAGUGCUGCCUACAGUACCAGAAGCUCUGCCCAAAGAGAGGCCUCAUCCUCUGCACGAAUGAUAAGAACCUGUGUAGUAAGGCUGUGUUGAGUGGGGUUCGAGCGCUCAGCAAGGCAGACCUGCUGCAGGAGGUGGAGCGCCUGAAGCCAGGGGUCCUUAGCCCCUCUGCUGUGCCCACGGCUGCCCAACACACUGCCUGCCCCAGCUGGCAGUCUGAGCAAAAAGAUGUUGACAGGAGCAAGAUGGACCCCAAAAGCCCUCAAGGUGAUAGCACAGUGGAGCAGAGAGAGGCAGAAAGAGCGAGGGAGCAAGAGAGGGAGAGGGAGAGAGAGAGAGAAAUGGCGUUGGCGCGUCAGCUGAGCGAGUGCGUGUGUCUUCUGGAGGACAGCCUGCAGAGGGCGCUGUCCCGCAUUCUGGAGCAGGAGAUGAAGCAGGCCUACGCAGAACUAUGGACUGAGAUCGUGAUGGUGAAGCCCCCAUGGAGUCUGCAUGACGUGCUGCAGUGUGUCUCCAAGCACUGGAUAGCCGUCUUCGGGAGCAUCGUACACAGAGGCCUCAAGAGCAAUAUCACGCAGCUCAUCGAAUGCUUAUGUUCAGACGACACUGUGGACGUGGAGUGUGUGUGCCAGGCGGUGGCCGUGGCAGUGGACCUCCUCUCUGGCUUCAGCAGCAGGUCUGACUAUGGAGGCGUCCUCACCCAGACCAUCAAUACACUACAGGACAUCCCACACCGCCUACUGCCCCAGGCUGCCGGGUCCCCAAAGGCAGCAGUGGACGAUGACUCUGUGAUGGGUGAUGUGGAGGUGGCCCAGCCCUCUGCAGCUCAGCACGCGGACGUCUGGCGCCUCUUCCAGCGCAUGUGGGACACCGUCACCCAGCACAGCGAGGCUGCGUUCUCAACGUUUGGCUAUGUUAGGGGCUCCAUGGGAACGGCUCCCUCCAUAGUGGGUCCUCCUCCUUCGCAGGAUGAUCUCCGCACGCUCCAUGGCCUGCUCACAGCCGUCACCCAGCUGCUACACACCUUUCAGAGGCUUCUCUCUGAUGACUCUUCAGUAAAUGAUGCUCAGUCUCUCAUCACCUUCAUCCAGACCACUGAGAUUGCCGCUCUAGAGCCUCAUUUUACCGCUCAGGACCUUUACGACUGUUUGUCACAGCAAGAGUACAGACAGAAGCUGUGUUUUGGCGCUUCCCAGCUGUCGGAGGUGCGGGACAAUCUGGAGAGCUGCGCUGCUAUGGUGGCGAGCAGGUGGGGCUGACGGACGGAUCACCUCCACAACACACACACACACACACACACACACACACACACACACACACACACACACACACACACACACACACACACACAGUCAGCGCUCUACUAUCCCCAGAAUACCCUUAGUGCUGCACCCAGCAGCCUCAACAUCCCUCAUUUCUCACAUUAUUCACUCCCACCCCAAAACACACACACACACACACACACACACACACACACACACACACACACACACACACACACACACACACACACACACACACACACACACACACACACACACACACACACACACACACACACACACACAAUCAAUAAUUUGCUAAAUUGUCUUUAGAAACACUUGAUGCUACUACAGCUGUAUCCCCACCUACCAGCACACCCAGAAUCUAAUCACAGUUAACACCCCAUCCCAUCAAUUCAACACAAACAAAAAAAGUACACAUGCAUGCACAGGAAAUCACCCACUUUGAUCCUAUCAACCCUAUCCAAAAGCCAAUCCGAUUAGGCCACAAAAAUCACCUCGAAAUCCAUGAGCCUGUACCUGAACCCUGCCAAGAAUGCAAACCACCUGAAGACAUGAUGAGAUGAAGACGUGAUGAUGCCAAGUCAUAACAGCAGUCUAGAGCUACUGUACAUCCAGCCAUAUGCCCUCCUCCUGGCUCCCUUGAUGAAGUCUCACCACACCAGAAACCAGAAGUGGACCCGACCCAAAAACCCUCCCAGACAACCUCAGGGAGAAGAUGUUUACAAGGAGCUUACAACCAAAGCGAAUUUGUUUGCUGUUUUCGUUUGGUUUUGGCUUUUUGGCUUUUAUACUCCAAGGACUUAAGCUAUAAGCAACUAAACUUCUUUUGUUUUUUAUUGUUAUUUGACAUUGAGGUUUUUUGUUUAUUUAUGAAUUCAGGGACCAUUUCUUAAAGUGAUGCAAACAGUAGCAAUACAGUAUCUUGAACAGCACCACCCCAUCUCUCUACUGGAGAUUGUACAGGUCAAGGGACCCAUGGUCAUGGUACCAGUGCUUCAUCAUCCUUCAUCAUGCUCCCCAGUCUGAGGAGGUAUUCCAAGACUAUGGUUAAGUAAUAACCCUGGCUGUGUUAACCUACACAAGCUGGUGAGCCUGCUAAUACAGCCACGGAAACAAAUUAGGAGACCACUUGAGUUUUUUUCAGAUUUUACUACUUAUAGGCAUGUGUUUGAUGAAAAUGAACAUUGUUGUUUCAUUCUAUAAACUACUGACAGCAUUUACUCCGAAUGUUUCCUACCCAUAUAUUGUCGUUUAGAGCAUUUAUUCGCAGAAAGAUACAAUUACUCAAAUAACACAAACGAUGCAAUGUUUUCAGACCUAACAAAAGAAAACAAGAUGAUAUUCACUUUAAAACAAAACAGUAGCAAUGUUUUAACUUGGGAAUGCAUCUUGCCAUGUUAUCCACCAAGUUUUUCACAUCAUUCUUAGGUGACUUCAUUCCACUGCUGGUGCAAAGAUUCAAGUCGCUAGGCUUUGUUUGAUGACUUGUGCCCACCCCUCUUCCUUUUGAUCACAUUUCAGAGGUUUUUUUCCACAGGGCUCGGGACUGGAGAUUGGGCUGGCCAUGACAGGGUCUUGAUUUGGUGGUCCUCCAUCCACACAAUAAUUGAUCAAGCUACGUGGCUCAGAGUAUUGUCCUGCUGAAAAAGACAAUCAUCAGAGUUGGGGGACAUUGUCCAAGUAGAAGGAAGCAAGUUUUCCUCUAAGAUAACUUUGUAUGUGGAUUCAGUAGCGCAAUCUUCACGAACAUGAAUCUAACCGGUUCCAGCCUUGCUUGAAGCACCCUCGAAUCAUUUCCUAUUCUCGGCUAAAUGUCACAGCUGGUGGAAGACACUGUGGUUUGUAGACCUCUCAAAGUCUCUGUCGAACCAUGAGAUGACGACGUGUUGGAUUGGAAGUUAUAUUUAGCCAAGGAUUGGUUAUGUUCUGAGGGAGCUUCAGCAAGUUUAGAAUUGGGCAGAUUCAUCUUUGCAAACUACUUAAAUCACAUAUAUCUUGGACCAAAACUUGCCUCCUUCUGCUCUGACAAUGCCCCCGAACUCUGAGGACUGUUAUUUUUAUCAGCAGGACAAUGCCCCAAGCCACAGGGCAGUCAUGGUACCGUUUCGUCGUACUGCUCCCUUUCGGGCGCCAUUAGGGGCUGCCCCCUUGUACGGGUGAGCCAUAAAUUCAAUUUGGUUGUGUGCAGUGUACACUUGUGUGCUGUGGAGUGCUGUGUCAGAAUGACAAUGGGAGUUGGAGUUUCACAGGGGCUUUUUUCAGCUUUCACACAGCUUGGUCAAUCAAGGUUUGGAUGGAGGACCACCAGAUCAAUACCCUAUCAUGGCCAGCCCAAACUUGAGGCCCGAGCCCCAUUGAAAACCUGUUUAAUGUAAUCAAAAGUAAGAUGAAUGGUCACAAGCCAUCAACCCAAGCUCAGCAGCUUGAAUUUUUGCACCAUGACUGGAAUAAAGUCAUCUAAGAGCAAUGUGAAAGACUGGAGAAAAGCAUACCAAAACGCAUGAAAGCUGUGAUUAAAAAUUAGGCUUAUUCCAACAACUAUUUGUUUUCUUUGCUUUUUUUGAGGUCUGAAAGCAUUGCAUCUUGUGUUAAUUCGACUAUUUGUCCUUUUCUGCUGAUAAAAGCUGUAAAUGCGAUAUUUUCAUUCGAAAUUCAAAGGAAAUGUCAGUUUUAUGGGCUGUAACUAACGAUUAUUUUAAUAGUCGACUAAUUGAUAGAUCUAGUCAUGAUUAGUUACGAUUAGUCAUGAAAAAAAAGACUUGCUCCAACCUCCGACAAACCUUCCUGGCUUCUAGCGCAGAGAAAUGAAAAAAAUCUUACAGCUCACAAUGAGCUUUAAAUCAUGAUAGUAGCUUAUUUACUCCAACAUACAACGUCCAUUUCAUAUGUGCUGGGCAAUGUUAGGUUUAGUAAUAAUAAAACAUUAGUAAAGUAAAUUAAAAAAGCAUUGAAUUAAAUGAAACGAUUAGUUAAAAAUGACAUUUUGUGUCGACAUUUUUUUAUUGUCGAUUAGUCACGAUUAGUCGACUAAUCGUUGCAGCCCUAGACAACAAUGUUCAUUUUAAUCAAACACAUGCCUACUUUGUAAAAUCAGUCAAACGAAUCAUUUCGAAAUUGUCUCUGUUUCUUUUCCGCUACUGUAUUUAGGUUGUGGAUAUCAGUUAACUGAAGAAGAGGACUCCUGACUAUUUUUAUUAAAUGAUUUACCCCUUGCCGCCAGAUUAACUUCACCUGAUUUGCUACUGAACUGCCGUCUUGGAAUAUCCCCCUGGCUUAUGGAUCUGUGGGAAAUUAGGUUAUGGUUUGGGAUAAUGACUUGCAUAAGUCAAUAGUCUGGUACUGGCCCAAAGAGAAAACAAAAGGGGAAAUCCUUCUGGAAUAGGUAAUGAAGGGACCUGAAACGUAGCCAGAUUUGUGUGUUUGGGUUUUAAAUGUUCACAAAGCGUUCCUGAGAGGCUUCUGUGGAGUGGAAAACAGUGCUGCUGGCUUGAGUUACCGUUUUGAGCGCCACAGUGGAACUCUACACCACCACCACUGCCACCGCCAUCGACUUGGCUGGCUGCGAAUGAGAGCAUGGGCUCUGGAGAAAGCCUCACAUGCGUUACCACUCCUCUCGUUCCCCACCCUCGACCAGACCAGUCUGCCGUCUUCCCCCUCCUCCCCUCUUCCUCUUCACCUCAACCCCACCUACUGUAGUUCCUCUAAGCUCACUCCAGCCAUAGGCAUGUACAGUAUAGAGCUGUACGUCUAUGACUCCAGCUUUCUAACCCCUCCCUCUCUUACCUCACCUCAAUCCACACCUCACCCACUUCCUGUAGGCAGGAAAGUAAGCAAGCAAGCAGGCGAGCGGGCAGGCAGGCAGGGAGGGAGGCAGGCAGGGAGGGAGGCAGGCAGGCAGGCAGGCGGGCGGGUUAGGAGGCAGGCGGUCUGUAACCCUGCCCUCAGGCAGUGACACAUCUAUGCUAUCGGUUGGCCUCUGUGGUUAUGUGUUACAUAAGCGCUCUCUCGCAGCCAGUCAGCCGUAGAGGUAUGCACAUCUGUGACGUCAUGACAGUGCCAGCUUUUGUUCUGCACUGUGGCAUUGUUUUUCCCAUUGUUCAUCAGGCAGGAGAGUAUGCCCAAUAUGUAUAAAUACAGGCAAAAUAUUUUUAUUACUUAUUUUUUAUUACAUAUUUACACUGACUUGCUACAAAAGACGUUAUUUUAUCAUGACUAACUUAUUUUGCACAUUUUUUUCCAUUUUGUUAUGGCAACAAGAAAAUGACUGAAAAAACUUCUUCACAGAAAAAUGUACAUAGUUUUGUGGCAGUAUUGUUUUUGCAAAGAUUGUUUUAUUAAAAAAAAUGAAUUGCUGAAAACUU